Messenger RNA from Jaculus jaculus (lesser Egyptian jerboa), 822 nucleotides. Its product is annotated as keratin-associated protein 10-3-like. Bases 1 to 822 code for a protein of 273 amino acids. Lineage: Eukaryota; Metazoa; Chordata; Mammalia; Rodentia; Dipodidae. Gene Ontology annotation, cellular component: keratin filament. The record is from RefSeq and is a predicted model, not a curated record. The transcript is spliced from 3 exons.
AUGGACAUCCCACUGCAGGACAACCUCACCCUCACUGCUCACAGAGCCUGGAUGGGAGCUCACUACACCUCGCUGCUCUUCCUGGAUGCCACAUGCCAGCAGGAGAAGGGCAAGCAUGACAAUGACAUCCCACACCCCACCACGGCCGCCUCCACCAUGUCCGUCUGCUCCGAUGCCUACACUGAGUCCUCCUGGCAGGUGGACGACUGUCCAGAGAGCUGCUGCGAGCCCUCCUGCUGCGCCCCCAGCUGCUGCCAGCCCAGCUGCUGCCAACCCAGCUGCUGCCAACCCAGCUGCUGUGCCCCCUGCCUGACCCUGGUCUGCACCCCGGUCAGCUGUGUGUCCAGCCCCUGCUGCCAACCCGCCUGCACCAGCUCCUGCACGCCCUCGUGCUGCCAGCAGUCUUGCUGCCAGCCGGCCUGCUGCUCCUCCUCCCCCUGCCAGCCGUCCUGCGGUGUGCCCGUCUGCUGCAAGCCCGUCUGCUGUGUGCCCGUCUGCUGUGGGCCGUCCUGCGGUGUGACCCUCUGCUGCAAGCCCCCCGUCUGUACCCCCGUCUGCUCUGGGUCCUCCCCUUGCUGCCAGUCCUCAUGCUGCCAGCCGUCCUGCUGUGUGCCCGUCUGCUGCAAUCCCUGCUCCAGCGUGUCCCUGCUCUGCCGCCCCGUGUGCACACCCGCCUGCUGUGUGCCCACCUCCUCCUGCUGCGCCUCCUCCUGCCAGCCCAGCUGCUGCCGCCCGUCCUCCUGCGUGUCCCUGCUCUGCCGCCCCGCCUGCUCCCGCCAGGCCUGCUGUGGCCUCUGCUCGGGCCUGAAGUCCAGCUGCUGA